GAGUUCUCCCUCAUUUCCUCCUUUCGACCCUUCCUCCCCCCCCCGUAUCUCGCUGCUCCCUCUGUUUCACGCACAGCUAUCCUCCGUCCUCUUUCUCUCUCUCUAUCGUCUGCUGAAUUUUUGUUCUUUUCAUGUGGGCGUAUCUCUCCUUGUAAAACCAGUUUUCACGAAUUCAUACAUCUCUCUCUCUCUCUCAAAAUUUUCUCUUACUUCAUGUAAAACUCAAUGAGAUCCUUGCCUGUUCAUCCUUCACUCAUAUAGAAAAUCCAAUAAGCCCAAAACCAUUGAAAUAAGCUUCUAUAUUUCAUUAUGCCAUCGAAAUCAAAACCGCCUGCUACUGGUUCUCCCACUACUCCUCCUUCAAGUUAUCGAAAACCCACGCCUGUUUCAGCUGGAGAAGAAGGAGAAGGCCUCCCUUAUGCCCCUGAAAACUGGCCUGAAAAGGGAGAUAAUUGGUUUUGGAAGGUUGGGAAAAGGAAGAACAGUAGUGGGGUUUACGCUGAUAGGUAUUUGAUCAUACCCAAGAGGUUACAGGAAAAAAAGGGCAAAUUGUAUUUUGCUAGCAAGAAGAGAGUUGUUGAGUUCCUUAAAGCUGAAUUCCCCAAUGUCAAUGUUGAUGAUUUCUUUGCAUUGUUCGAAUGGGGAGUGCCCGCCCCAGAUAAAAAUCCACAAAAAGGUGGUAAAUCUCUUGAGAAGUUGAAGAAGGAACUAGGUGCUACUGAAAUCAACGAGACCAAGUCACCAAAGAUCAUUGGUGGUUGUAAAGCUAAAAACAGGGCAAAGGAGAUUUAUGCUUUUAGGGAUUCGGAAAAGGAAACAAAAGCAAUUGAAAAUGGAGGAUCAGAGAUUGAACCAGCUGAUUUGGUUAUGCAUUAUGAAGCUAAAAACAGGGCAGUAGGGGUUGCUAAUACUUGUGGUGAAUCAGAGAAAGAAAAAAAUACUGAAAUUGGAUCGAUAGACGUGGUUAUGGAAGAUGAAGUACAAAACAGGGUGGAAAAGAAUGGUUCGUCUGAAAUUCUUGGGAAAACCGAGGCCACUGAAAAUACAGAAGGUGGGUUCACAGGUGCCGCUACUCUUUGUAAAGCUGGAAACAGGGAAUGCUCUUCUCAAUUAGCGGGAAGUUAUUUUAUGAAAGCCAUGGAUUGUAAUAUAUGUUGCCGUGAAGUUGGGAUUUGUCGGGAUUGCUCAUGUGUGCUUUGUGGAAAGAGUAUAGAGCGUGGCUUAGGAGGUCACAGUUUUAUUAGAUGUGAAGCAGUGGUGAGAAAGGAGUUUGUUUGUGGUCAUGUUGCUCAUUUGGAGUGUGCUGUCCUUUGUCAAAUGGCUGGCACAGUGAGAAACGCUGGUUUGGAUGUGGAAUACUAUUGUAGACGUUGUGAUAACAAAAGAGAACUCUUUUCGCAUGUUUCUGGGCUUCUUCAAUAUAGUGAAUCGCUUGAUUCUCGUGAUGAAAUUGAGAAAAAUCUCAAGUUGGGUGUUCGGAUCUUGUGUGGGUCUCGGCAAUUUUGUGCAAGGAGUUGGCUGAAAAGUAUAGAAUUGGUCUUACACAAGCUAAAAAAUGGAGCUAAGCUUAAAGGCUUGUGGGAUUUAGAAGACAGUUCACUUGUGAUGGUUGAAGGGAUCGAUCAUAUACGGAACAGUCCAUGCACCAAGACAUUGCAGUUGGAAUCCAACUGCCAGAUUCCAAUCACACAAAGUGGGACAUCCAUGUCAGGAACACAGAACCAAACAACUGGGGAAAAAAGGGUGAGCACUGAGAAUUUGCAAUUGGAAUCCAAGUGCCAGAGUCCAGUCACCAAAAGUGGGACGCCUGUCUCAAGCACACGGAAUCGAACUUCUGGGAAGAAGAGGGUGAGCACUGAUAAAAGGAUACGAAGGUAGAGAGACAUGGAAGACAUGGUCCGCCUGUAAGGAACAAAGCAACCAGCCUUAACUUAGGAGGUACCGAAAUCCAUUAUACAUAAACCAUGUGCGGUCAAAAUACAUAUACAUGAAUAAUGAAUCGUUCACAAAGUGGAAGAGUGCAUAGUCAAGGCUUCAAGUCUCCUUGCGUAGAAGCAUAACUGUUUGGUUGCAGUGGCAGUUCAAAUUGCUGCCAAUUUUGUUGACUAGUCCAGGUUUUGUAAUUCUUGGCUAAUUUUUUAGGCACGAAGUUAAGAAAGUGAAAUAGAGAGAAAUGAUAUUCGACUGUAUAUUUGUUUUGGUUGAUAUUCUAUUUGUUUGGCUAAUGGUCACAAAGUUUAGACAUAGAAAAAACCUAGGGCGUCAUUGUUUGGGGGAACUUAUUUUUUCAGAACAAAUAAGUCCCUAAUUCUGUAGCGAUCUCGUGUUUCAUGCACAUGAAGAACUACAAUUU
Amborella trichopoda is the source of this 2353-nucleotide messenger RNA. RefSeq lists its product as uncharacterized. NCBI's taxonomy places the organism in Eukaryota, Viridiplantae, Streptophyta, Magnoliopsida, Amborellales, Amborellaceae. The record is from RefSeq and is a predicted model, not a curated record.